This is a messenger RNA of Harpia harpyja (harpy eagle), 1073 nucleotides long. RefSeq names its product T-cell surface glycoprotein CD3 gamma chain. The coding region runs from base 302 to 817 and encodes 171 amino acids. Gene Ontology annotation, biological process: positive thymic T cell selection; cell surface receptor signaling pathway. Gene Ontology annotation, molecular function: transmembrane signaling receptor activity. The transcript has 5 exons. NCBI's taxonomy places the organism in Eukaryota, Metazoa, Chordata, Aves, Accipitriformes, Accipitridae. Gene Ontology annotation, cellular component: membrane; external side of plasma membrane; alpha-beta T cell receptor complex. The record is from RefSeq and is a predicted model, not a curated record.
AGUGGCUGCUGGGGUCCCGUGGCUGCUGGGGAACACCUGGCUGCUGGGGGUCCACAGCUGCUGGGGGACACACCACCUCAGGCCCAGCUGCCCUCCCCUGCCUCUCCACAGGCGUCAUGGCUGGGGUGAGGAGGCAGGGCCAGGGCACCUCAGACAUCCCCCAGCUGCUGGGGGAGGAAGGCUCCAGCCCCCGGCAUCCGGUACCUGACAAAGAUCUCGGGGAGGGUGGUGUGUCGUGGCGAGGAGCUCUCUCCACGUCCUCUCCUCCGAGCUGGUGAAAGAGCCACCACUGCUUUGUGCCAUGUGGAGGGGAAAGGCCCUGGUCACCUGGGCGCUCCUCACCAGCCUGGCCACGGCCAGCUGGGGCAUCCAAGUAAUCCUGAAAGAAGUCAGUGGGAAGGUGUUCCUGCAAUGCACAACAAACGUGCAAAGUCACAUCAUAUGGCUGAAAGAUGGGAAUAGGAUAGGAAAUGGAACACAACUGGACUUGGGUGCAGUUUACAACGAUCCUAGAGGCGUCUAUACGUGUGAAUUGGAAAACGGAGAGGAACGCGGUGACCUCCAGGUGCACUAUCGAAUGUGCCAGAACUGCAUUGAAGUGGACGCUCCCACUAUCUCGGGGAUCGUGGUCGCAGAUGUAGUUGCCACCAUCUUCCUGGCAGUUGCUGUGUAUUGCAUCACUGGCCAGGACAAGGGACGCAUGUCACGAGCUUCUGACAGGCAGAACCUGAUUGCCAAUGAGCAGCUCUACCAGCCCCUUGGCGAGCGGGAUGAUGGACAGUACAGCCGGCUGGCACCUGCCAAGUCCCGCAAGUGAAGUGGGAAAACACUGGGGCCUGCGACUCCUUCACACUGGGAGUGAUAUUAAAGCAAAGCCACCACCAGUGCCCAAGAGCACCGGUACCCGGCCCUGGCACUGCCUUCGUAAGCUCACUGCUGGCAGAAGACACUGUGGGUUUUUGCCUAGAGAGCCCUCUGGCUCCUUGCCAGGACGGGCUGCUUGUAGCACUCUGCUAUUUCCAUAACCUCUUGUGCUUCUAUAUUCCUCUCAUUAAAGAUGAGCCUACCCCAUA